UGGGUUGCCGACCUUUGUGAUAGCGACUUCCGCCGACGGCUCCAAGUAUCCGCCCACAUCUGAGUCACUGCGAAGCCUGGAUAGGAACGAUCAACCUCCCUAGCCGCCCAUCAUGAACUUCUACGCCGCAUCCAACAUGCCCGUUUACCGGGCGGAACAGGACGCGCGCCACAAGGAGUCCAAGAGCGCGUUCGGACAGGUCUCGAAAAAGUCCAAGAUUCUCGGUCUCCAGAGCCCCCAGAGGGACACCGCGCCGUCGCCUCCGGUCAGACCGGUCACGUCAUCCGAGGCUGUGCAGUACGACACGCCCUCCAUUGACCAGCUCUUGGACCCCGCCGUCCAGGGCCCGCCGUCACCAGAAAGCAUCCGCGAACUAGGUCAGCGGAUGAAGCGUGCAUCCAUCCAUGACAAGCACCAGAGCCACCAGACCACCUCUUCCGGUUCGUCCUCGCUGCGGUCGCUGACCUCGGCCGAUAGGCCCUCGUGGGAGAACGUGCUGGACGGGAAGACGCUCUCGAGGAAAUCCUCGGGAAGGUCGACAUCCAGCAGCAUGCCUUCAAAGGAGCGGCCGGAAAGCGUGCAAAUCUUCGGCAAGACCAUCUUCAGCCGGCGAGGGAAGGGCAGGCGCGAAAGCAGCGCUCAAAGCUCAUCCAGUUCACUGUAUUCGACUGACGUCGUGGGUGACGCCCUCCCGUCCACCCAGAGAUCCGCCCCAAGCCGGGAAUCAACAAUCCCGGCUCUUUUCGGCCUUCGCCGGAACACCAAACAAGAGCCGGCCGCGGAGACACAACGCAAACUCAACAUUUCGGGGCCCUACAACUUUCAGCAUGUGGCACAUACCCAGAGGGAGGAUGCGCUGGUAUUAGAGCACGGCAGCCGGUCCGUGUUUGCAUCCGAAUCCGCGCAACCUCACGGCCACGGAGGGCUAAAGGGUGCGAGGGCGGACGAGAUGCACUUUGCGGGCUUCUCGUCUGAUUCGCUCCCGCUGGACGAAGAGGAUGCUCUCGCAACUGCUGCCCCAUACGAAGUGCGCCAAACGACAUCGCUCACGCGAAAACCGUCCGUGGUGAAAAAGCGCUCAUCUCGGCGGGUCCUCAGUCGCUCCCAAUCCCAGGAACAGUUAAGGAUGGGUGUCCCACCUCCGCGCCCUCCAAGGUCUCCUGUCGAUCAAUCCGCUCCCGGCGGACCUGUUGUGCCCCCCCGCGGCCCCAGUCGAAUGUUCGGUCGCCAUGAGCGGUUUGACUCGAUCGACAGGCCGCAGACCAGUGCGAGCUUCCGAAGUCAGCAGCAGUAUGCUGACCCUGGCAGUCCUCCGGCGACAUCAUACGGAUAUACGCCAGAUAUGGAUGUCAUCCAUGAGCAUGCCUCUUCAACCACUGCUAUGGGCCCUCGCGACGAGGCCAAUUGGCCCUUGCCUUGCCCGAGCAGCAACGCCUCCGAGCAUACGCUGCCCCACGUGCCCGAGGAGGAAGAACAGCUUCCCGCGCACUCCAGGAAGAGAUCCCGUGCAAGCGUCGCUAGCAACUCGUCCCUUCGCGGCAGCCAAUCAGUCCCAUUGUUGAGAGGACUUGCCGCGCGUCAGAACGGAGAGCCCACCCGCCGCACCAGCGACGCUUCCGACACCCUGGGCCGGUUCGAAAUGCUUGCUGCACAGCAAGCCCUCAGGAAAGCGUUGAUCGAAAACCAAGACGCGUUACCCCGGGAAGAUUGGGAGGACGACAUCGACUACUGCUACGACCACGAGGCGGAAGCCAAUUGCGACUAUGAGUGGAGUCGUCCAUCUCUCGAGACCUGCAGAGACGGUGAGACGGCCACGCCUGUCGAUGACCAUGGGAGGGGCGGUGACUCAUCCGUAGCUUCUCCUGCAAUGCUGGCGCCGGGGCAGUUUGAUAUGCCGGCUCUCAGUCCCGCAAGCCAGGUGUCAUCUCCAACCCCUCGAGAAGCCAUCACGCCCACGGUGGUGAACAAUCCCAAGGCCUCCAACUUCUCCCUGCCGAGGGUCGAUUCCAAGAACCUGCUCCACGUGCGGAAGCCGUCUGACGCGUCCAGUUUCAAAGAAUCGCAUGGCUUCACCUUGUCGCCUUCUCUGCUGAUUCCCAUGGAUUAUCAGCAGCAGAUGAUGGCCUGCGAGGCAGAAAGGGAUGAGGCGCCGGACUUCAGUUUCCGUCAUCUCGACGAGCAUGAGCUGAGCAUGGAUCCUUCCACGCUCCUGCUCCGGUAUCGCACCAGUGCUUCGACGACCGGCACGAUCGAGAGCAGCAGCUCCGCGUUUGAUAAGCACGACUCGACCGUCUCGACGUCGACCGACUACACCCGGAUGACGGCGAGCGUCUCCUCUCUCGAGAUGGACAACUGUCUCCCCGGUGCCGAGCCUCUGCAACGGUUUCCCUCAUUCGAGUCUCAUGGCAUGAUCGAGAGCAAGGCUGCGAUGCCUACGCUCCCCGAGUCGGAAGAAGUAAUUCCGCCACCCGCCCGACGGCCGCAUUUUAAGAGCCGCGGCAGCGAGUCUAACCUUGGGGCAUUGACCACGGAUGAGCCUUGGGCUGCGAAAACCAAGGCCCCAAUUCCGCCCAGGCGUGGCCGCGCCAGGACCACGAGUCUCAGCACGCCGCCUCCCCCAAACCAAUAUGCGCUGUUCCCGCAGGUGCAGCUGAGCGGAAAUCGGAUCUGAGCUGCGCCAUGUUAUCAUCGACCGCACGACCUAUUUAUUACAUACCGAAACUCCGUGUACUCACCCCCGAAGGCAACAAACCGUUCCUUCGUCACCGGAGCAUCAUCAGCUCUGUUCUCACAUCUUUCUUUAUGUUCAAAACACACCCUGUGGUUGUCUCAAUUAGCAUCUGUACGCGGACGGGAAUCAAGGAUAGACUUGGGAUGGGUAGUGCGGCCAAGCAACACAUAAAGUCCGGGGGCGCAAACUGAAAAGCCAGGCCAUUCUCUUUUUAUUUUCUUUUUUCCAAGUCUCUUUCUUCAGGAGCAGAUCCAAUCA
Molecule: messenger RNA, 2989 nt
Organism: Thermothelomyces thermophilus ATCC 42464
Lineage: Eukaryota; Fungi; Ascomycota; Sordariomycetes; Sordariales; Chaetomiaceae
Exons: 1
Coding region: 113-2671 (852 amino acids)
Source: RefSeq, a predicted model, not a curated record